Eutrema salsugineum is the source of this 285-nucleotide messenger RNA. Its product is annotated as defensin-like protein 306. The record is from RefSeq and is a predicted model, not a curated record. The transcript has 2 exons. NCBI's taxonomy places the organism in Eukaryota, Viridiplantae, Streptophyta, Magnoliopsida, Brassicales, Brassicaceae. The coding region runs from base 1 to 285 and encodes 94 amino acids.
AUGAAGAAAGCAGCUUUGAUAUUCAUGGGUCUUGUACUUUUUUCAACAUGCACUCAAAUUAUGGCACAAACUUGCGAACAAGAUUCUGAUUGUAGUCAUAUGUCAUGUGUAACGAAGAUCAAAUGUCAGGACAACGAGUGUAUAUGCGUUAAUGACAAACACGUGGUUUUACCACUUGACACGAAUUGUGGUGUUCAUGCUUGCAUUGACUUUUGCAAGGCAAAAGGCGAACAAGCUUAUGCUUGUCUCUUAAACCAUUGUUACUGCCGCAAACCUCCAAUGUAA